Messenger RNA from Penaeus indicus, 1391 nucleotides. RefSeq names its product TP53-regulated inhibitor of apoptosis 1-like. The record is from RefSeq and is a predicted model, not a curated record. Lineage: Eukaryota; Metazoa; Arthropoda; Malacostraca; Decapoda; Penaeidae. The transcript is spliced from 3 exons. Gene Ontology annotation, cellular component: cytosol; mitochondrial intermembrane space; nucleus. The coding region runs from base 102 to 344 and encodes 80 amino acids. Gene Ontology annotation, biological process: phospholipid translocation. Gene Ontology annotation, molecular function: phosphatidic acid transfer activity.
GCGAUUUAAGGGAAAACGAGUCAUAUUCUUCUUCCUUGUAAAUUUCAAGGGACGUAAAGCCGUGGAGAAGAGAAACAAACUCAAGAGUACAAAUAACUACAAUGAAUAGUGUUGGUGAAGACUGCAGUGAGUUGAAGCGAACUUAUGACAGUUGCUUCAACAGAUGGUUUGCGGAAAAGUUCUUGAAAGGAAAAAUUGAAGAAGACAGUGAAUGUAAAGAAAUUUUUACAUCAUAUCAGUCAUGUGUAAAGAAAGCAUUAAAGUCCCAGAAUAUCAGUUUAGAUGAAGUAGAGAAAGAUGUUUUAGGAACGCCAGAAGAAAACCAGCCUCCUCCCAAGGACUAGUAUAAAGUACAUAUUACAGAGGUUUGCUAAGAAUAUUGUACAAAUAAUUUUUUGUUUUUGUUGUUUGUAUGGAAGUAUACAUACACUACCUUCAUUUUUUUUACAGAAUGAAUCUUUGCAUUUGCUAUUUUGUUUUAUAUUUACGUGCAAGGAUAUGUAGUUUGUCAUGAUGCCAAAAAUUCCUAGCUAUUCAAUCAAUAAAUGUUGCAUAAUACACAUUAAACCUAAUGUGUAAAAUGACAUCCACUUAGAAUGCAGAAAUGCUUUCCUUAGGUGAAAAAAGUGUUCUUGUGUUUAUUACAAAACUAAGUAAAUAAGCAUUUUGUUGUUUUUACUUUAGUUUAGUGAUAUUCAUGAUUAACUAGGAAUGACAAUGGGCUCCUCUGGUCCAAAGCAAAUGUAUACAUUGAUUGAAAUGUGAUUGUUAUUUUCUAGGAUGAUAGUACACUAAUGUAACUCACAAUCCUGUUAUAAUGGUACAUCAAUGAAGACUAUUAGUAAAGAUAAUACCAAUGUUUUAUUCUCAUGUGUUACUUUACCCAUGGUUGUGCUUUUUAUAUGUAAGUAUAUGCAAUAUUAACCAUGAUUUAUUUUUUUGUAAGAUGCUAGUACAACUGCAUAUUAAACUAUGCUAUGAUAUACAGUAAUACAAUGUAAAAUCUUCAUAUAUUUUUUGUUUAUUUAUUUUAUUAUUAUUAUUAUUAUUAUUAUUAUUAUUAUUAUUAUUAUUGUAUUUCAAAAGGGGAGUUUUAUAGCUUGAAGAAAAUUGCUGAGCUGCUAGUAUGAUAUACCAGUAUUGCUUGAAUUUCAUAAAGCAUAGUUCUGUGUUCAAAAUAAAAGACAUUAAAAGUAAAGAAGAAAUGGUGAUGAGGUACUAUAAAAGAUAUUCUGCUUAAGAUAUGCAAAGCAUGUAAACAUAUGAUAUUCAUCUAGGAUAUGUAUUUGACAAGACUGUUUCCAUAUAUUAUGUAAAUAGUGGAUGUAAAUGUCUUUUUGCUAGUUUUAUUUAUGUAUAAUAUUGUACAUAACAUUACAUUUUGCAAAUGA